AUGAUGAGUACAGGUCUACCACAACCAACAGGUUCUAAUGGACAAAUAAUAGUAACACAAAAUGAACGACAAGCAUUAAUACAAAAAUUAGCUUCUAAAUGGCCAUUACAAUUAUCGACACGAAUUGAAGAGCAAGCAUUUGAGAAAUCACGUGGCAUUAAAACUAAUUAUUUAAAAUUUGUUCAGGCUUAUUUUCAACAAAUUCAAACUGCUGUUAAUAAUCGUACCAGUCAGCAACAGCAACAGCCACAUCAACAGCAACAGCAACAGCAACAGCAACAGCAACAGCAACAGCAACAGCAACAGCCACAUCAACAUCAACAUCAACAGCCACAUCAACAGCAACAGCAACAGCAACAGCCACAUCAAUAUCAACAGCAACAACCACACCAACAACAACAACAACAACAACAACAACAGCAACAACCACAGAUAAAUAACAAUAUAAGAUUUCCACAUUCACAAACAAAUCUACUUCAACAACAAUCUAUAUCUGCUGUUAAUCAAGUCCAACAUCCAUUAAAUCAAAUGCCAAAUUUAUCGCCUCGUUUUUCUGUUGUUCAACAAACACCACGAAUGAAUAGUGUUCCAUCAGUUGUUCUUAAUCCAAUGACACGAUUACGUGAACCACAGAAAUUUAACCAAACACCUAUAAAUAAUAAUAUAACCUAUUCGCAAUCUCCGCCAUUAUCAUCGACAACAACAAUUGAUAUAUCUCCAGAUUAUUCAUCACGCCAAGUUAAUGGUACUAAUCAAACAGAUUAUUCAUCACUUCAACCACAAUUUUCUAUUCAAACAACAAUGAAUGUACCAAGACAAAGAAUGUCUAUUCCAAAUAUCAAUUUUCAACAACAACAACAACAACAGCAACAACAACAACCAACGUCAUCAAAUAAACCAAGUGAUAUUUUACAUCAAAUUUUGGUUGGACAUUCAUCAUCAAUGCCAAUGUCAUCAUUAGCUUCAUCAUCAUCACUAACAACAACAUCGACAACGAUAAAUACCAAUAAUUCAUCAACCGGUGAUCAAUCAUUACAACGAAUACUUGUAUCGAAUACAAAUGGAGGAUCGAAUAAAAUACUGAUGCAAAAUCGACAAACAACACCAACGAUUAUGUCACAACCACCUCGAUCACUUAGUACUACGAACAGUAAUCUAAAUAACAGUACAAAUACGAUUCGGCCAUCAUUGCCAGCUCAACAAUCUUUACCUUCGCCGUCAUUUAUUGUAAUACCGGCAUCAACUCCAACAUCUACUGUUCAAAUUCAACCAUCAAAUCAUGUGACCAUUCAACAAAGUCCUUUAAACAAUAAUAAUGGUCCACUUUCAAUCAAUUCACAAAUAUUGUCAGCAAGUAGUUCAACUCCAAUGAAUAUUAAUUAUUCAUCACCAACAAAUCGUACUUUACCAUUGACUGGUAGUGGUAGUAUUUCAAGUCCGGAUGAUGAAACAGCAAAUUUAAUAAAAUAUCUUAAUGAAAAUGUCAAUCGAUUACAACUUUUAUCUCAAAAGUUUACUAAUGAAGGUAAUACGGAAAAAAUUCGUCAAGUUCAAUCAGCUCAUCAACAAAUAUUGCAAUUCAUUAGUAAUCCAACAUAUGAAUCUUUACCAAAUGCUAGACGGUUUCGUGAUGUACUUGAACAAAUACCUAAUCGAUUACAACAAGCAAAUAGUUCAUCAACAUCUUCAAUUGUAACAAAUUCUACGACUACGACUACUACUACUACUACAACACAUUCUCAACCAAAUGUAUUUAAUCAAUGUAUAAAAGCAACUAAAGAAUUUCUUUCACGUGAACAAAAAGAUCGAAUAAAUAUAUUGAAACGAUAUCUUGAACCAUUAAGUGAUGUUAUUAAUGGUGUUCCACAUAAAAUGAUACGUCUUGAUGUUGAUAAUCCUUCAACAAUAAAAAUUCGUUCAUCUAAUCAAUCAUCAUUAUUAUCUAAUCUUAAUGAUGAAAUAAAUCAAUUACCAGAUGAUAUUUAUUCAAUUGAAUAUAUAUCAGUAUCAUGUACAAGAAAAUGUAUUGAUAAUGAUAAUGAAUAUUUAAGUAAAAAUGGUAUUAUACUUCAAUGUAAAUUACUUGAAAAAUCAAAUCCUCUUAUACCAUCACUUCGUUUACAUAUAACAACAUCUUAUCCAGAACAACCACCUGAAAUUUUAUCAUUAACAAAAACAAUGCCACCAAAAUUAGAAUAUGCAGAUGGACAUCCGUUUUUUGACCAAAUCUCAUCGAUAUUUGUUUCUCAUCUUUUUAAAUUAAAUGUACAACAUACAAUAACCGAUAUUCUUAACAUUUGGCGUCAAUCUGUUCAGGCAGCUUUGUGA
Rotaria sp. Silwood1 is the source of this 2328-nucleotide messenger RNA. The record is from the annotation of a GenBank genome assembly. Lineage: Eukaryota; Metazoa; Rotifera; Eurotatoria; Philodinida; Philodinidae.